Messenger RNA from Symbiodinium sp. CCMP2592, 687 nucleotides. Lineage: Eukaryota; Dinophyceae; Suessiales; Symbiodiniaceae. The record is from the annotation of a GenBank genome assembly.
AUGAGACUCUUCUUGCUUCUCCUGGCUCGGCCGUUUCUCGCCGCCAGCGAAGCGGGGGACAAUGCAGCAUUUUUGGUCCCUGAGGAGGGCGCCGAUGAAGCCCUACAGCUUCUUCAGCUUCGCGGGAGGGAGAUGCGGAGGGAUGGUGUGGAGGUUCGUGUGUUCCGGCAUUGUGUGCGACGGGUGAGUACCAAGGUGAAGGGUGCGAAGCCAGGCUACACGCAUGCCGGCAACUACACGCGGCGUCGGCUGCCUGCGUGGAACACCCCAGAGAUGUGGUGCACAGGCCGAGGGGCCGACCUGAUCGAAAGCGAAGGCCAGCAGCUGGCAAAGCUGCAGAAUGCAACGAUGGACCCAUCGGCGCUGAAAGUGCUUGUGGAUGUGGAUCAGCGGGAUGCCUCGACAGCAAACGCCUUGAUGCAGGGCUUCGCGGAUCGCAGCGAAGUCUUCACGGCUAAGGCAGAGUACUUCCCGCUUCUAUUCCAUGCCUAUGCUCCACACAAGGGCCGCGGAGUAUGUCCUAGUCCGGAUCCGGAGAUGGACAUGGCGCAAAAAAUCCAGCUGCUCAAGGACACGCCCAUGCCGAUGGGCAUCGGCUUCGCCCACAACCUGAAUCACACCAGGUACCUCGAAGUGCUGCAGCUGCUGGAAAGCUUAGUUGGCAUCGGAGCUGCGGGGCCGCUGACU